Molecule: messenger RNA, 1327 nt
Organism: Cicer arietinum (chickpea)
Lineage: Eukaryota; Viridiplantae; Streptophyta; Magnoliopsida; Fabales; Fabaceae
Product: peroxidase P7-like
Biological process (GO): hydrogen peroxide catabolic process; response to oxidative stress
Molecular function (GO): peroxidase activity; heme binding
Source: RefSeq, a predicted model, not a curated record
GUUGAUUUACCACAAUUCUCUUAAGGACAAAGAGAGAAACACUAGAGGUAGCUAAGUGAAACUGUUUAGUUAGAGGAUUUAUUUAAUAAUAAUCACAUGGCUGUGUUAACUUGUUCUAGAUUAACAAUGAUUAGUUUGGGUCUGUUUGUCCUCGUUGUGGGAAGUGCCAAUGCACAACUUUCUGAAAACUUUUACUCAAGUUCUUGUUCACAACUCUCUUCUACGGUGAAAUCCACAAUGCAAUCUGCCAUAUCAAAGGAAGCCCGAAUUGGUGCUUCCAUCCUCCGUUUGUUUUUCCAUGAUUGUUUUGUCAAUGGAUGUGAUGGAUCAAUUCUAUUGGAUGACACAUCAAGCUUUACAGGGGAGAAAAACGCAAACCCGAACAGAAACUCUGCUCGUGGAUUCGAAGUAAUCGACAACAUAAAGACAGCCGUAGAGAAAGUAUGUCCCGGAAUUGUAUCUUGUGCUGAUAUCCUUGCCAUAGCUGCCAAAGACUCCGUUGAGAUUCUUGGAGGCCCAACUUGGAAUGUAAAAGUUGGAAGAAGAGAUGCUAAGACAGCAAGUCAAUCUGCAGCAAACACAGGCAUCCCAGCACCCUCUUCCAGCCUCACUCAACUCACUUCAAGGUUUAGUGCUCUUGGUCUUUCCACCAAGGACUUAGUCGCUUUGUCAGGUGCUCACACGAUUGGACAAGCAAGGUGCACAAACUUCAGGGCACGAAUCUACAACGAGACCAACAUAGAUACUUCAUUUGCUACUACAAGGAAAUCAAGUUGUCCAAGUACAUCAGGCUCAGGGGACAACAAUUUGGCACCUCUUGAUCUUCAAACACCAACUUCCUUCGACAACAAUUACUUUAAAAACCUUAUUCAGAAAAAAGGUCUUCUCCAUUCUGACCAACAACUUUUCAAUGGUGGCUCUGCUGACUCCAUUGUGACUGGAUAUAGUACUAAUCCAACCUCUUUUUCCUCUGCUUUUUCUGCGGCUAUGAUCAAGAUGGGAGACAUUAGUCCUCUCACUGGAUCCAAUGGAGAGAUCAGGAAGAAUUGUAGAAGAACCAACUAAUUUUUUAGUCUUAAAGUAAGGGUCCUAGUUAUACACAGAAAAUAUUGUGUUUUAGUUAUGUGUGAGGAAUAAGUUGUUAAACAUUGUGUCAAAAAUAUGUUGUUAAGUAAAUGUUUUCAGUAUUGUCUUUUUUAUUUGGUGUACUGUCUUACCUAAUUUAUUUUGUUUUGUUUUUUUUCUUUACAAAACUGUAAGAAAAGGCUUAAUUAAUUACCCUUUAUGAUUACCUCAAGAAGGGAGAUUAAUUAGUUUGAUUUUGAUA